Molecule: messenger RNA, 666 nt
Organism: Chondrus crispus (carragheen)
Lineage: Eukaryota; Rhodophyta; Florideophyceae; Gigartinales; Gigartinaceae
Exons: 1
Coding region: 1-666 (221 amino acids)
Biological process (GO): protein ubiquitination
Cellular component (GO): nucleus
Molecular function (GO): ubiquitin protein ligase activity; protein binding
Source: RefSeq, a predicted model, not a curated record
AUGAUGUCAGAUGAUACAAACCCGUUGUGUGCGGAGCUUGAGAUACUCCGAGCUAGUUACGGCCCUGAACUUGAGAUUUCUGCGGCAGGGGCAGAUGUCACGCAAAUUCGCUUCCAAGCAACUCCUAAUGUUGGGCUAAGGAGCGAAGAAUGGUGUUUUGCCGCAACUGAGCUCUUCAUCACCUUUCCGGCAUCCUACCCGACAAGCCCGGCUCAAUUCAGUCUAUCAAAGUCCCGUGGUCUAGAAAGUGCACAAAUCAGAGAGCUUGAAGAACUGCUUCAGUCUGAUGCCAAAGAGCGUUCCAUUUAUGGCGAGGUCCAUGUUUUCAGCGCCUUGCAGAGAGUAGAAGAAUUUCUUGCAGAUCGCAACUCGCCCAAUCCAUGUCCAGUGUGCAUCGAGGAAGUUGAAAUUGAUGGAAGCGGUGAAGAAGCGCCGCUGCAGCUUAGGCCAUGUCUUCAUGUAAUGCAUAUGGCAUGUUAUCGGGGCUAUCGCAGCCAUAUCGAAGAGAGAAGACGUGAGAAGGAAGCCAGCCUCGUGCACCGUGAAGGUCCGUCAAAAGCAGCCCGACUAGCAAAGAUUCAUUGGGCAUUAUGCCCAGUAUGUCGCAUCGACUUUGACUUCGAAAAUGCCGAUGAACUCCUCAUCACACAUGACAAAGAACGUUAA